Eublepharis macularius is the source of this 6406-nucleotide messenger RNA. RefSeq names its product nuclear receptor coactivator 7 (gene NCOA7). Gene Ontology annotation, cellular component: nucleus. The transcript is spliced from 16 exons. NCBI's taxonomy places the organism in Eukaryota, Metazoa, Chordata, Lepidosauria, Squamata, Eublepharidae. Gene Ontology annotation, biological process: regulation of transcription by RNA polymerase II; response to oxidative stress. The coding region runs from base 1016 to 3895 and encodes 959 amino acids. The record is from RefSeq and is a predicted model, not a curated record.
UGGGCUUUAGGAGCUAGAGCAACAUGGCUGCCCACCUGAGACUCCUAAACCAAUCUGCUUACAAUCCAAUCAGGCCUAUUCAGCAGGGCUUUCUCCAGAGAAACGUUCUAAAGAUUGCGCCACAUCCUUCCUCCACCUAUUUUCUUUUGAAAUGAAGGUUUAUUGAAACACCUCCUACAGAUUCGAGUCCUAGCUCAAUUUAGAUUGCAAUAAAAAGAAAAAAAACACAAGGCCAUGAUUGCAGUAAUAAAAUGUUGGUGGGCUAGCCAGUUGCAAUUGAUUCUUACAAAGACACAAGAAAUCCUAGCUGUAUAGAAUGUGUACAUAGUAUUUGAUAUCAGCGGAGAUGACAGACAAUUGACAUCUUAAGCUUGAGCGACAGACGCCGGGCGGCAAGUUGAGGCCGGGGUAGCUCUUCGGCUUUGGAAGCGAGGAUGGGGACUAUUGCCGGUCUUCCUCCCCGCUGGUCACACGCUUAGGAUGUGGGCGGAGCUGUGCGUGGAGAGCUGCGGCUCGGCUGAACGGAGCGCGCAGAGAUUCGCUGCCGCGGGGGGGGGGGGAAGGGAGGGGUGACGCGUUGCUGGGAGCGCGCAGAGCGUACGAGAGCGGAGGGCUGCGUCCGCCGGGGGGACCAUGCUGGUGCGGCGACAGCUGUCCUUGCGCUGCCCGCCGGCCGCCAGGAAGGGCGCGCUUUGGAUAGCGGGCUGAACUGCAGCGGUGGCGGCAGCCGGGGCCUUUGGCCGAUCCUUCUUCCGUAGCGGCGGUUCCGCGCAACCCACUCUGUGAGUCUGCUGCUGUUCCCGCUUCUCUUCGCCUCUCUCCGAGAGAGCAUGAAGGGCUCCCCCUUUGGCAACCGCGCCAAGAGCCUCCGCAGCGGCGGCCAGGCAUGCCGAAGCCUGGGCUGAAGACGCCCUUUCAGCAGCCCCCCUCCCCGGAGGGGCUGUAAUGGGGACAUGAGGCACUGACUGGAAACGCAAAACCUCAAAAGCUUACUCUGGACUUUUUACUGUUUAUUAUGGAGACCAAGGAAGACAAAAAAGAGCGAAGAGGCUAUUUUUACCGUCUGAGAAAGAAGAGAUCAGCAAAACAAAAUUCAGACACUGCAUCUGGUAAUGCUUGUGGAACCCUUGUGUGCAGAAUUCAGUCUGGAAAAGAUGACAGAAGUAAAGACAUUUUGGCACAAACAAAUGGUUCCCGAGAAAAUGGCAAAAUGUCUGGGGAAAAGGAAGACUGUGUCACUGAUGGAGAGAAAAAAAAGAAGAAAAAUAAUCAGCCAAAGGAUAUUAGGCGCACAGAUCUCAAGAGAUACUAUAGCAUUGAUGAAAAUCAAACCAAAACUAAUGAGAAGAAAGAAAAGAAAAUGGUCUCCCAGAAACCCCCUGGUACAAUAGAAUAUACGGCUGGAAGCCAAGACACCCUAAACAGCAUUGCCCUGAAGUUUAAUAUCACUCCAAAUAAACUUGUGGAACUAAAUAAGCUUUUCACGCACACAAUUGUUCCAGGCCAGGUUCUAUAUGUGCCAGAUACUGAUCCUGGUUCCUCUGCUGGAAAGCUAUCUUCAAGUCCUUGUGCUCAUGUUUCACCUUCAUCAUCAGAUGCAGAAUAUGAUAAACUUCUGGAUGCUGACCUGGCAAGAAGGGCUUGCAGACCGAUCCAAAGGGUCCUGUCUUCCACAUCAGAGGAAGAUGAGCCCACUGUUGUCAAAUUUUUAAAAAUGAAUUGUCGAUACUUCACAGAUGGCAAGGGCGUGGUUGGGGGUGUUAUGUUAGUCACUCCAAACAACAUCAUGUUUGACCCUCACAAGUCAGACCCUCUGGUAAUUGAGAAUGGCUGUGAAGAGUAUGGACUCCUUUGUCCCAUGGAGGAGAUUAUUUCAAUUGCUCUGUACAACGAUAUCUCACACAUGAAGAUUAAAGAUGCUCUGCCAUCCGACAUACCAAAGGAUCUUUGUCCUCUGUACAGGCCUGGUGAAUGGGAAGACCUUUCCUCUGAGAAGGACAUCAAUCCUUUCAGCAAAUUUAAAUCCUUGAACAAGGAGAAGAGGCAACCAAAAGUAAACAACUUUGUCAGCUUGAAUUCCAAACUGAUAAAGUCUCCAGACAAGGAGAAACCUACAGAUUUUGAAGUUCUUAAACCUUUUGAAAAGUCUUCCUUGGUGUCAUUAGAACCAUCAAGGGACUCCAUCACUGCUGAUCCUUCAAAAAAGAUACCUUUAGAGAAGUAUACUAAAGAAUGUUCUGGACAUAAGGUUAUUUUGGAGCUAGCCAAAGAUAAUUCACUUUUGGAAGAAGAUGGCUUUAUUGAACUUGAGGAGACUUCAUCUCGGAUUGAUGACAAAGGAGACAGUAGAGAUGCAGGCCCAAUAGAUGUUUUCACUGAUUGUAAACUGACGAGGGAAAUGCAGCUACAAGAAACAAAUAAAGGCAAUUGUGAGCAAUUUGAAUUAGAUUCAUCAGGAACAAAACAUGAGAUUGUCCCUAAAGAGGUCAUUGAUUUAGAGUCCUAUGAGAAGUUAGAUGUAGUGCCUGAAAUAAACAAGGGCAGCAGUUCACCAACAAAUAAACUAGAAACUACUUUGGAUGCGAACCAGGAGUUGAAUAAAGACAGGCUUAUUGAAUUUUACCUCAAUAAAGAUGAGUCGCAUCCUCCUGAUGAUUCAUGUAAGGCUAAAAUCAAGGAAGGAGGAAAUAAUAAACCAUUAGGUAUAGACCUUAUGCUUAGUUCUUCUCAUUCUGAAACCACUGAAGAUUUUAUAAGCAAAAAGUUAGGACCUGAUACAUGUUUUGUUGAAAGGAAAGAGCCAUUGCUAGAAGUUGGUUCGGCAGUGCCUGAGAAAAAGGAGCGUGAAGGAUCAAAAUCAUCUUCAUUGGCAUCUCAUCUGGAUGGAAAGCAUUGUCAAGAAAUUGAUAUAGAUAAUAAAUCUGAAAUCAGGCUGUGGCUACUGCAGAGAAUCCAAAUGCCAAUUGAAGAUAUGCUUCCUUCGAAAGAGGAGAAAAGCAAGAUCCCUCCAAUGUUCCUAUGCAUCAAAGUGGGCAAGCCUAUGAUGAAGUCAUUCACUUCUCAAAGUACCACUAUGGCCCAGCAAUAUGGCAAACGAAGAAAGCAACCAGAGUACUGGUUUGCUGUUCCUCGAGAGAGAGUAGAUCAUCUGUAUACAUUUUUUGUACAGUGGUCGCCAGAGGUGUAUGGAAAAGAUGCUAAGGAUCAGGGUUUUGUGGUAGUGGAAAAGGAGGAGCUUGAUAUGAUAGACAACUUCUUCAGUGAGCCCUCAACAAAAAGUUGGGAGAUUAUCACUGUAGAAGAAGCAAAACGCCGAAAGAGCAUUUGCAGCUAUUGUGAGGAAGAUGGUGAUGAGGAUGGUGACAAUAAUGAAGAUGAUGCUUUACCUGUCUUAAAAAACCAGAGUUCACUCCUAGAAAAUAUGCAUGUAGAGCAGCUUGCCCGGUGCUUGCCUGCAAGAGUUCAGGGAUACCCCUGGAGGCUUGUGUACAGCACACAGGAACAUGGAACUAGUCUGAAAACACUUUAUCGUAAAUCAGUAUCUCUUGAUAGUCCGGUCCUUCUUGUCAUCAAAGAUAUGGACAACCAGAUAUUUGGGGCAUAUGCAACACAUCCUUUCAGGUUUAGUGACCACUAUUAUGGAACUGGAGAAACAUUCCUGUACACAUUUAACCCUCUUUUCAAGGUUUUUAAAUGGAGUGGAGAUAACACUUAUUUUAUCAAUGGAGAUGUAACCUCAUUAGAACUUGGAGGGGGAGAUGGCAGGUUUGGUUUAUGGCUAGAUGCUGAUUUGUAUCAUGGUCGGAGCAACUCUUGUAGUACGUUCAAUAAUGACACCUUAUCCAAAAAAGAAGACUUUGUUGUCCAGGAUAUAGAAGUGUGGACAUUUGAGUGAUGUACUAAUUGCCUUAAACUGGACUCAAGUUUAUUGUACACAGUCUGAAUGUCAAAAAUUGGAAUGUAGGCUGCCUCACAAUGUUAUACACUUCACCCUCCCCUUAAAAUAGAUGACGUCCAACUACUUGAGGGUGUUUUUAAGGCAAAAAUGGAAUAGACUACAGCAACAAAAGAAUUAGCUAAAAUCUUAUUCCUUCUCUGCUGUUGCUCCUACAAUAAGGAUACAAGAUACUUAUAGAAGGCAUUUAUGACAUUCAAGUUUAAAACGGUCUCAUUUUUUCUGUGUGGAAAACAUUGACCUGUAUAGUACAUUCCAUGUGUAUUUUUAUUCCGAUAAAUGAAAACCAAAAAGAGGAAACAAUUCAUUAUCAAAUUCUAUGGCAUAAUGUGAUGUUUUCCAUGAUAAAGUAGUAGUCAUUUGAACUUAUAUAGCUGGCACUUAAAGGGAACCUUUUUUAAAGAUAUAUAUAUAUUUAUUAUUUGUAUAGUAUAAAUUUUCUGAAAUGCAGUAGGCACAUUUUUGUUUUAAUAUUUCAAGUCUCAGAAUAUGCUAGCCAGAUUAAUUGCAACAUAUGUCUUAAGUGGCAGUGACAAAUAGUUUUGAUUUUCUAGUUUUUAUAUUUUGCUCAUUUUUUAAUUUUGUAAAUGAAACAUUUUUGUUGCUUUGCCCUAAUUAUUUUAGGGAUUUAGAGAGGCAGAAACACUGAGUGCAUAAUUCUGGAUUGAGAGAGGAAUAUUGGUAGUACACCUCAUCAAAUAUACAUUUGGUUGUGUUGAUAUGAUCAUGUAUGGAGGUAGACUGUUUUCCUAGUUUAUCAAGAAAAGAACUAUGGACAGAGGUACUUCUCAGAAAUACAUUGUCAUGGGGCACAAAAGGAACAGGCCUCUAUGUAUUACUUGAAAUUUUGUUAACAACAACAAAAAAUGUUCUAAUACCAUGCCAAAGUAGCUUAGCUGCUUUUUUGAAUAAUGUUCUUUGCUGAAUAACAUUUUGUUUUCCAUUUAAAAAACCCUUGUCUUUUUAGUUAUUUUUUUUUAAAAAAAUGGCAUUUAUACUGUGUUCACACAUACUUGAAUACCGCAGUAUUGUAAUCAUUCACUUCUUGGGAAGGGUAAAUGAUUACAGUAGGGCAGUAUCCAAAUUGAUGUGGAUCCUACCUUGUGUGCAUUUGUUGAAAAACAACACACUGGACCUGAAUUCACUUUAUUGGAUGAUAUGAAAAGAAUUGUAGCUUUGCAUUAACUUUAAAAUGUAAAGGUUUGGGUUAUUUGUCUCUCAUAAAAAUAUUCCAGUUAUAAAAGUAAUUAAAAGUAAUCCCGUUAAUUUCCAAAAAGCAUAUACUACCUUGAAGUUUUACUUUAAAAAUGCAAAACAAGGGCCCAAACUAAGUCACCUUGAGAGAGAGCAUGAUUUAAAAAGUAUUUUGUUUCAAUACUCCAAAAGUACUACAUAUGUAACCCUUUAGGGUACUGUCACAUGAUACCUGUCCCAACUAAGGCUGCAGACUAGUAUAUAAAGAUGGUUCUCCCAGCAAGUCAUUCCCAUUCAGAACAGCAUUGCUUCUAGUUAAUGUAGAUUAAGCUAUGAUAACUAGAAUCCAUUUAAAAAAGCCAAAUUUGAGCAGCUGAGGAAUGGAUAUGUUUAUAUUGUCUCUCUGUGAGUUAUGCUGUGACCUGUGUAGCUGGGCCCAGUUUACAAAGAAUGUGAAAACUCAUUUAUUGUUCUUCCCUAUUUUUAAUCUGCAGAAAUAAGAAAAAUGGUAGCUUUUCUUUGAAAGCAUCUUUGGCUCUUUACGUACAAUGUUCUUUGUGCUGAUUGGCCUCUGCAUUAAGUACAACUUUCGAAGAUUUUUUUUCUACAUGAUUUCAUACAUGUUUAUUGCUUCCAUGUAGGAACUCCAUGUAAGCAAUCGCAUGGUAUGAACAUGCACAUUUAUUACUCUGUGUGCAUACAUGCCGUGAGAAGAUGCAGCAGUUGGGGCUUGCUCUAAAAUGUACAUAUUAAAAAAUAAAAAUGCAUGCAUCCAUCAUAUCUGAUGGCACAUGGCAAGGCAUACACAGUUCCCUGCAUCAAAGUAGUAUCCUUGUAGACAAUUUAUCAUGUGAGAAAUAUUAGGAUUUAACAUGUGGCAUCUCUGCCUCUAUACUUUAUUCCUCUGAGAAUUCUGACCAUUAAUACUACUUCUCUGACAGAUGGUCACUGUAAUGUAUGAGCUACUAUUGGUGUAAUAUUUGGAAGACAUACCAGGAGCCUCUUAAAAGAAUUUUGCGAAUGACAAGGCACUGGCUCACUGAAAGCAAAAGGUUUUUUUGAUACUGGACAUACUUCACUACUGUUACCUGCAGGUUAUUCCAUUAUAUACUUGUCAGAGCAUAUCUGAAAUUUUUGUGUUCUGUAUUCAAGCAGUGUUGUCCUACCAAAAUUAUGUGACCCUUCAAACAUAUGGAUAUUUAUUAUAUGUAAUGCAGUGCUAUUGCAAUAUUUUCAAUAAAGGGAUUUAUGCAUUCA